Molecule: messenger RNA, 1303 nt
Organism: Homarus americanus (American lobster)
Lineage: Eukaryota; Metazoa; Arthropoda; Malacostraca; Decapoda; Nephropidae
Product: NAD-dependent protein deacylase-like
Exons: 6
Coding region: 126-1031 (301 amino acids)
Molecular function (GO): protein-succinyllysine desuccinylase activity; protein-malonyllysine demalonylase activity; NAD+ binding
Source: RefSeq, a predicted model, not a curated record
AGAACAUGAGCAGUCUCGCUGCCUGUCACCUGUGAGGCUGUGGGUGAAAAUUAUCCUCGUUGUGAUCCAGAUUCCGAACAAGUGUUCACUGACGUCAUUGCAACACUUGUCAUUCGGCAGAGUCAAUGGUUCUUCAAAUUGCAAGUUAUUUAAGUAACAUUAGGCACUUGAAGAAGUCCCAAAAAACCUUUCUUCAGAUAAAAACCGCAGCGGUAAUGUCAGCAUCAACUCGGCCCAGCUCGGACAUGGCAAAGUUUAGAGAGAUAUUCAAGAAGGCGAAACACGUAGCAGUUUUAACAGGUGCAGGAGUGUCAGCUGAAUCAGGAGUUCCUACUUUUCGGGGGGCUGGUGGACUUUGGCGCACAUUUGUUGCUCAAGACCUGGCUAGUCCAAUUGCCUUCAGACAAAAUCCUUCAUUGGUAUGGGAGUUUUACCAUUACCGGAGAGAACUCAUGCUCACCAAGGUUCCUAACCCCGCCCAUGUGGCAUUAGCAGAGGCAGAAGAACGUCUUGCAGCAGAGGGCCGACGGCUAGUGGUCAUCACACAGAAUAUAGACGAAUUACAUGUAAAGGCAGGAUCAAAAAAUAUACUUGAAUUGCAUGGAUCACUUUUUCGAACUGAAUGUACCCAGUGUGGAGAAGUGAAGGCGAAUACCGACAGUCCUAUUUGUCCUGCAUUGGAGGGAAAAGGUGCUAUAAAUGCAAAGGAGGAUGCUAGAAUUCCUGAGGAUAAACUUCCAAGGUGUGGAACUUGCUCAGAACUCCUACGUCCAAAUGUUGUCUGGUUUGGAGAAGGUCUUGAUCACGAUGUACUAGACAAAGCAGGUGAUGAGCUAAGCAACUGUGAUCUCUGCCUGGUUGUAGGAACAUCAUCAGUUGUCUAUCCUGCUGCCAUGUUUGCCCCACAAGUUGCAGAACGAGGAGUCCCAGUGGCAGAAUUUAACUUGGAGGCAACACCAGUCACUACUUCCUUUGGGUUUCAUUUUGAGGGACCCUGUGGAACAACCUUACCUAUUGCCCUUGCUCCUUGAAGUUGUUAGUAGUGGGGUCGGGAUAUAUAGCGACUUUAUAUAACGAUUUUUUGACAUCGCAGCUGCCAAAAUUAUCGACAUUUUCCUAUAUAUAGCGAUAUAUAUUUUUUUUUCACGAGGGAAAUCUGGCAGGAAAUAUUUCAAGUUUAUCACUAUUACCAAAAUUCUAAAAAUUUUCCAAUAUUCAGUAGACUCGCAACUUACACAAGGGUUAAGUUCCUGGGACCUCGUGUAAAGUCAGAAACACUCCUACAUCGCUCUUAAAUCACUAC